GUGAUGCUGAUGCUACAGUUACAGACACAGCCCCCGCUGGCGCAGCCUCUCUGAUUCUCUCUCCCUCUCCGCGUCCAGCGCUGGGCUUUUUCAGACAAGUGCAUCUGCUAACCAGGUCACAUUUCAGCCACGACCCACCCUCCGUCAGUCACUGAAGUCAGACCGCAGGAGGAGGGCUGAAGAGGACCGCAGCGCCUCGCCAGCGGCGCGUUGGAGGAAAGGACAUCAAAUCCUGCAGAAGUCGAGAACCCCCCAGGUCCAAGCCCAGACCACGAUGAGCGCUCCGGGCUACGGGCGGCUGGCGUUGCCGCUGCUGUUCUUCGCAGUGGUCGCCUUGGCUGAAGGCGACGCUAAGGGGCUCAAGGAGGGCGAGACCCCCGGCAAUUUCAUGGAGGACGAGCAAUGGCUGUCGUCCAUCUCGCAGUACAGCGGCAAGAUUAAGCACUGGAACCGCUUCCGAGACGAAGUAGAAGAUGACUACAUCAAGAGCUGGGAGGACAAUCAGCAAGGAGAUGAAGCCCUGGACACCACCAAGGACCCCUGCCAGAAGGUAAAAUGCAGUCGCCACAAGGUGUGUAUUGCCCAAGGCUACCAGCGAGCCAUGUGCAUCAGCCGCAAGAAACUGGAGCACAGGAUCAAACAGCCGGCUCUGAAACUCCACGGAAACAAAGACUCCACCUGCAAGCCCUGUCACAUGGCCCAGCUCGCGUCUGUCUGUGGCUCUGAUGGCCACACCUACAGUUCAGUGUGUAAACUGGAACAGCAGGCAUGCCUGAGCAGCAAGCAGCUGGCAGUGAAAUGUGAGGGGCCCUGUCCCUGCCCCACGGAGCAGGCUACUACGUCUACCACUGACGGCAAGUCAGAGACCUGCACAGGGCAGGACCUGGCCGACCUCGGGGAUCGACUCCGUGACUGGUUCCAGCUCCUUCGUGAGAACUCCAAGCAGAAUGGCUCAGCCAGCAGUGCAGCCAGCCCCGCAGGGCUGGACAAGAACCUGGGGGCCAGCUGCAAGGACUCCAUCGGUUGGAUGUUCUCCAAGCUGGACACCAGUGGAGACCUCUUCUUGGACCAGACAGAACUGGCUGCCAUCAACCUGGACAAAUACGAGGUCUGCAUCCGCCCCUUCUUCAACUCCUGUGAUACCUACAAAGAUGGCCGUGUCUCGACCGCCGAGUGGUGCUUCUGCUUCUGGAGGGAGAAGCCCCCCUGCCUGGCAGAACUGGAGCGCACACAGAUCCAGGAAGCAGCCAAGAAGAAGCCAGGUGUCUUCAUCCCGAGCUGUGAUGAAGACGGCUAUUACCGGAAGAUGCAGUGUGACCAGGGCAGUGGUGACUGUUGGUGCGUGGACCAGCUAGGCUUGGAGCUGACCGGCACACGCAUGCAUGGGAACCCUGACUGUGAUGACAUCGUGGGUUUCUCAGGGGACUUUGGAAGCGGCGUUGGCUGGGAGGAUGAGGAGGAAAAGGAGACAGAAGAGGCAGGAGAGGAGGCCGAGGAGGAGGAGGGUGAGGCCGGUGAGGCAGAUGAUGGAGGGUACAUCUGGUAGAUGGCCCUCAAGGGCCUCGGCAGGCCAGGGUGCCGACGGCCGGAGAGAUGGGCCAGAAGAGACCUGGAAGACAGCAGGCAACUUAGCAAAUGGAUCCGGAAGUCAGCGUGAAGGACCCUGGCUCCAGCGGGGAGAACUGGAGUGGAGAGUGAGGCAUGUGUGACUGGUGUGUGUGUAUGUGUGUAUGUUUGUGCAUGCGUGUGCAUGUAUGCUGUGUGGGUGUGUCCUGUGCUGACAUGUGUCCUUGAUCCAUGCUGCUCCAGGCAGUGAGUCACCCAAAGGCCCCUUCCUUCCUGUAGUUCCUUUUCUUUUCCUUUGCUGUUGAUUUUUAAACGCACACGUCCACACACAUGUCCACAGUAAUGGGCCAAAAGCAAUGGAAUGAGACACCCCGAUUCUGUCCCUCAGCCCAACUCCUGGUAUUCCUCCCUGCUUAGUUAGCGCUACCUCCCCCUGCCCCUUCCUGCCUUUCUUCCUCCAUCUUCUAGGGUCAAAGAGAGGAAGGGAGGGAAGCUGUAGGCUGGGCACCCUCCCCAAAUCAGGCUGAUUUGGUGCGAAAGCCCGGCCAUCUUCUGGUGACAAUAGGCAGGACGCCACACACAGCAAGGCGGACCCGUCUGAUAUCUGAAGGUCUAGCUGCAGGUAUGUCCAACCAUGGUCCUUGGACUGCCUCUGGUUAAGGAUAGUUAUCAAUGUGGCCCAACCUGUAAACUUACUUAAUAAGACAUAACUUCUUUGUUGUUCUUGUUUGUUUGGUUUGGUUUGGUUUUCUUGGUAACUCGACCGAGGAGUUCUUGAGUGUCAGCUUUGUAGAUGAUAAUGGUCAGUAUCCAAAGGCUGAAUACACCUAGUAGAUCAUCUCCCAGGAAGCCACAGAUAGCCCAGGAGAACAGGCAGGGGCAGUGAGGAAGGGAGGGGAGGAGCCUCUAUGCUGACCUCAGAUUAACCCAGUCAGCACCUGUUGCCUCAUGGGGACCUUGGAUGCUUUCUUGACAAACGGGGGCUGUCAUCUUGUAGCCGAGCUUGGACGCGGCCUGCUCUGAGGUCUUUCUGCUGCUGCCUCUGUCCCCUGGAUAGGGCUCCCCUUGUCUAAGGAGUAGAGGACCAGAAAGCAGCAUAUGUGUGCCCACCUUCUCCUUGACCCUCGAAGGAAAUGGUCCCUUCUUGCCCAGACCAAUAGAAAGGCAUGUCCCUGAGACCCUAUGUGAGGAAGUAGUGUACCCUGAGAUAGCCCUGGAGGAGAGGCGUCGAAGCCACUGUCCUCUCAACCAUGGGUCUCCUCUGUCUCAAGUGUCCCCAAGACAACCAAGACACCCUAGCAGAGCUACACUAUUUAAAGCCCUUCAGUAUAUAUGAGUAGAGGGGACACAUUGGGCAGCUAGGCUCUGAGGCCAUACCUCACCAUGUCCCCAAACCUCUAGGCCCAAGGGAGGUCCUCUUACCCAGAUGCCCUAUGGGGUUCUUCUGCAUGUUUAUCGUUUCCCAUUUCUCCCUUUCAGUGGAAAUUUCUUAAUAUAUAUUGAUGAACAAUUUCUUACCUGUUCUUGGGCCUCUGAUACCUUUUGGUACAUGCGCAUGUGUGUGUGUGUGUGAGCGUGUGUGUGUGUGUGCGUGUGAGCGUGUGUGUGUGCGUGUGCGAGCGUGUGUGUGUGUGUGUGUGUGUGUGUGUGUGUGAGAGAGAGAGAGAGAGAGAGAGAGAGAGAGAGAGAGAGAGAGAGCACCUGGGGGCCACUCUGAUGGCUAAGGAGGAGGCUACCUGUGUGCUGGGGUGCUGGGAGGCUGGGCAGCUCCUGGUGCUCUUGUGCUGAGGCUUGUAGGACAAGGCCCCAGUCUGGUUCUCCCCAGCAUCCUGGGGCACUGGCUGGAUGCAUUCAUUGAGUGUUGGUUGGACUCUAGGGAAGAGCCUCCUCCUCCUCCUUCCCAUCCCUUUCUGCCACCCUUGGAACGGCCAUCUUCUUUGUCAUCCCCUGGGAGAAAUACAGAAAUGCCACUAAGCUCCGUAAAGUGCUUUUCUUUCCACAACACAGUUCUGACUCUCCCGGUGUCCCCUGAUCCCAUUCCCCGCUUUCUCUUCCUGCCCUUCCUCAGGCCUCUGCCACCUUCCUCUGGUCCCUGGCUCAGUCACAUCAGCCCUCUGCAUUCCAGAAGCAGCCUCUGCUCUUCCUUCUUCUCCUCCUCUUCCUCCUUCUCCUCCUCCCCAUCCUCCUCCUACACCCCACCUCUCCUCCUCCUCUGGCUGGAGUUACUUGAAACUUCCCGCUCUCGCUAGGCUGGAGUCUGAUUUCUUCCUCUGCCCCAGCUGGAUUUCCAGAAUGUCCCUGGGUUGCUGUGAAGGAGUUUAGGCUCUCUGGGACGGAUAUGGGAUUACAGAGGAAGAAGCAUCCUCUACUUCCAUUCUGCCCCCUCCUUCGGGGUGGGGGGAGGGCUUGCUGUGCUCUGUGUAUCCCUGGGUCUUCUGGUUGUGUAUCUGACUUUGUAAAUAUGUUCAGAAAAAAGCAGAAGGGGGGUUGAACUCGCCUGUGGCAGGCUUGCAGGGGUCCUGAAGCUUGUCCUUCUCCAGUGCCCCCACUACUGCUUUUCACCCCAUUGAGACGGAGCCCCACAAAGGUAGGCAUAGCAGCUGUUCCUGAUGGGGCUGAUGAUUCCCAGGUAGCUUCUGGUUAAGCAAGCUUCAGGUUUCCUCAGGAACAAGGUCACAAGUUAGGUGACUGUCAGUCCUGUGACCUCGUCAUUGCCUGAGUUGUCUGCCCCUCCUGGUUCGGUCCCUGCUCUCACUCCCUUGGUGCAGGCAGGGGAGUUAGGGGUACGUUGACAAGAGUUCAACCAAAUUAUUGUAGAGCCACAUCUUGCAGGGACCCUGAAACUGCCCUACUGGGAGCCUCCUGGGUCCCUGGCUGGUGGGAAGGAUGGUUCGGGGUGGGGCAGGUUGGGGUCGGAGGGAAUAAACGUGCCUUGAGAGACCACUCAGAGGUCCCAGGAGUAAUGGGGGUGAAGCUUAGCCUGGGGAGCUCUGCAAGGGAGAAUGUUGGUGAGAGAGAUGUGGGACAUCUUGACGUCCCCCCAGUGUCCCACAGGGGUUGUGACCUCACGUGAUGGGUGGGCACAGGUCCUUCCUUCCUCCAGUCCCCACCCCUGCUUUGGGUCGGCACCUUUUUGACCUGUCUUGAACUCUGCUUCCGGCUUCACCGCUGAGUAGGUGGGCAGUGUCUUUUGGUAUCACCUCACCAGAAGCCUGAGCCCACAGCCCUUGGAGAAAACCAGGGGCCCAUCUUUGACACCUGGGUCAUAUUGGGCCUCCUGGCCUGCCGUUGUCCCAGAGGAGGACCAGGGAUUGCAAAAGGAGAUUCAAAAAAUCCCCAACAAGUCCCAGGCAGAGCAUCCCGCUUCACAGCCCGCGUCCUACUUAAACUGUCUCAUGUGCAAUAACUGAGCUUAGAGUUAAAAAUUGUGGUCCAGUGCUUGGGUUCUGUCUGUAGAUUUAAGUGCUGACAUUGUAUCUCUCAGUAAUUUUAGAUGUCUUUAAAAAAAAAAUUGAACAAGUGUUAGACCUGUGUGUGCGUUGAUGGGCACUCAAGCGUCCUGUGGGUGACCCCACUCUCUCCCCUUCUUCUGCGCCACAUCCCCUCAUGCCCCGCCCAUACCCACCUGCCUCCACCUGGGGCUCCUCACCUUACCGUGGUCUUUAUCUGCCUAUUACUCAGCCUAGGGAAACAAGUUCACUCUACACAUGCAUAAAGGAAAGCAAAUGUUAUUUUUAAGAAAACGGAAAAUAAAAACUUUAUAAACACCA
Messenger RNA from Myodes glareolus (Bank vole), 5336 nucleotides. NCBI's taxonomy places the organism in Eukaryota, Metazoa, Chordata, Mammalia, Rodentia, Cricetidae. The record is from RefSeq and is a predicted model, not a curated record.